UUGUAUGAAGUGGUAGAUAAUAAAGUGUAAAUGGAGGAUGUUAAACUGUAGAUAAUAAAGUGUAAAUGGAGGAUGUUAUAAUAAACUGUAGAUAAUAAAGUGUAAAUGGAGGAUGUUAUAAUAAACUGUAGAUAAUAAAGUGUAAAUGGAGGAUGUUAUAAUAAACUGUAGAUAAUAAAGUGUAAAUGGAGGAUGUUAUAAUAAACUGUAGAUAAUAAAGUGUAAAUGAAGGAUUUUAUUCUUUCUUUUGGUGAUGCAUGAGCUCAAAAACUAAACGAGUCACCUGAUUCGCUUGAAGGAGUCGUUUAUGAGGAGCCGAUUCGGUAGUGACUCGUUGAGCUGAGGGAAUCUGAUAUAGGUUUCCUCCAGCAGCUUCUGCAGGUUUCAGGUGAAGAUGAGGUGAAGUUUCUGAUCAGUUCACAGCGGAUGAGAGAGAAACCUGCCCUGAAGGAGGUCUGAGGGUUUGUGGAAUUCUGACAGAAUGGCUAGCUGCGGAGAGGUCGAUCACUCUAUGGACGCACUGGCCUCUGGGAAAAAAGUGGGUGGGGUAAGAGAUGGCAGUGGAAGCCCCUCCCCCUCUCCGCCCCCUUCACUUCCUGUCCCGGAAUGCGCCAUAUGCCUGCAGAGUUGCGUCCAUCCGGUGCGUCUCCCCUGCGGCCACGUCUUCUGCUUCCUGUGCGUGAAAGGCGCAUCCUGGCACAGCAAACGCUGCGCCCUCUGCAGACAGGAAGUGCCUGAAGACUUUCUGGACCGUCCCACGCUGCUUUCUCCGGAGGAGCUGAAAGCUACAGCCACAGGGGGGCGAAGCUUAGGUGGCCAUGCCUGGUACUACGAAGGCCGUAACGGGUGGUGGCAGUAUGACGAGCGCACCAGCCGGGAGCUGGAGGAGGCUUAUCGCGAGGGGAAGAAGAGCGCCGAGAUGCUUAUCGCCGGCUUCCUGUACGUAGCUGACCUGGAGAACAUGGUGCAGUACAGACGCAACGAGCACGGCCGGCGCAGGAGGAUGAAGCGCGACGCCGUGGAUGUUCCUAAAAAGGGCGUGGCCGGACUGAGACUGGAUCCAGAACCCGCAUCAGGAUCCGCCUCUAAUUCCGUUCCAGGAUCUGGAUCGGUUUCUCCAGCGUUCCUGUUCCUGUACCUGCGGAUUCGGCUGUCAGUUCAGACGGAGGGGUAAGAGAGAAACGUCCGAACAGAAAGACAAUUCCGAGAGAGACAGAGGGACAGAGUUUCUCCGGGAUUUGCCGAUCCCACAGCCCCCGAAUUGACUCCGAAUGCAGAAGCUGUGACGUCUGAGAGGGAGAACUCGGCGGAUGGAGCCGAUAUCGGUGGAGCGAUUCGCUCUCAGGCGGUGUUCGCCCCGCCCCCAAUCCGUCCUCCCAUCAUGCUGGGCGGCGACCGUGACCCUCAUCAUAAUGCACAGCUGGUCCAGGCAUUUGCUCAUCUCCACAUCGGUCGAGCCUCACCUGAAGACGACGAGGAGGAGGACGACGACGACGAUGAUUCCGCUGCCGCACCCGAUCCGUCCGGUUACGAAUCAGAAUCAGGAACGAGUGAAGACGAGGACGAGGAAGGAGAAGAUGACGAGGAAGGCACGAGGCACAGACUGCAGAGGAUGGACGGUGGAGUUCGGUCCCGCAGUCCUGACGGACAGUGCACGGUGACGGAGGUGUAGCCUCUGGAGCUGUGAGACGUGAGCGUGUCUGAACGUGUUAACGUGGACGGUUUGGAAGUCGAGAAGCAGGACGUGCACUUCUGUCUUAAAACGUCGUGUUCUUUUUAUGAACCUGUUUCCCAAACUCUAGCAUGUGAACGAACAUUUUAGUGUAAAAGGAUACCGCGUCACAAAGACUCUCUCUGUAAUUACACAAAUUCACACGGCUAGCUUAGCAAAGCAGCUAAUUCCAGCUAAAUCGCCCGCCUGCCUCCUGAGUGCACACUGAAGCACAACGCUAAAAAUCACACCUCUCUAAUCAUUUCUGAGCUGCUCACUGCUGACUCUGUGGUAAAGCGGCUUCUGGUGCAUUGUGGGAAAUCUUUCGGUUUACUGAGCCACCGGGAACAACACGGAAACAUCCUGUAAACGCUCUCGCAAAAUAACAACUACUCCACUCUCGCUUUUCUCAAUAAUCACAUAAUCAGCAGCCGACGCUCUUCAGAACACUAAUGACAGCAUGUAGAGUUUGGGACAGAGCUUUUCUGUGUUGCUCAGAUUUUUCCUGCCGUGCGUCACUGCACUGCACAUUAUGCUAAUGGUGUACAGGAGCUUAUACAGAUGUGACGUGUAUAUAAACAUCUGUGUUCUUCACGAGCUCAGACACGGAGUCUGCUCAAUAUCCAAACAAGCAAAAAUCAUCAUUUAACCUUCAUUUAGUCACAGCAGGAGGUGUGUGUGUGUGUGUGUGUGUGUGUGUGUGUGUGUGUGUGUGUGUGUGUGUGUGUGUGUGUGUGUGUGUGUGUGUGUGUGUGUGUGUGUGUGUGUGUGUGUGGUUUCUCCUUUAUCCUGUCUUUAGCAGGUGUAUGAAAUAAGCAGACUUAAUCUUCUUUUCUCCUCUCAACUGUUUUUCUCUCUGUCUCACUUUCAGUCUGUCUUUUUUUUACCAUCACUCUUUCUGAGUCUCUCACUUUGUCUGCCAUUUUGUGUUUCUUUCUGUUUUCUACCUUCCUUUUUUUGUCUCCCUGUCUGUCCCACCAGGGGUGUCUGUCCCACCAGGGGUGUCUGUCUCACUGGGGUAUUACUUAUUGUUGAAUAACAUGGAAGAAAACUGAUUAAAUCAUUAGAAUGUGAUGGGGCUGAGAUCCAUCUCUCUCUCUCUCUCUCUCUCUCUCUCUCUCUCUCUCUAACAGGGCUUUGUGUGUGUGUGUGUGUGUGUUAUAUCUCCUCUCUCACUCAGUUGUUUUUAGUGUGUGGUGUUGUGAUGUGUGUUGAAGGAAGUGGCCGUGCCGUGCCCCAGACUGAGACACUAUGAACUCUGGGAAAUGGAGUUUUAUUAGGUUUUUUUUUUUUUAUCGUAGUUGUGAUUCUUCUCCAUCCUUCGGGAGUCUGAGAUUUUAUUACUGUGUGUGUUUGUCUCUCUAGUCCACGUCCUCAUGUUCUGGUGUUUGUUUUUGUUUUUUUGUUUUUUGAUCAUCAGACAGACAGAAAUAAUAAUAAUAUCUACAAUAACUUUGUUUUAAUGGUGAUGUGUUUCUUUUUUGUUACUAAGUUGAUUGAAUUAAUAAAGUGUUGUUUAUCAUUUGUGUGAA
Silurus meridionalis is the source of this 3243-nucleotide messenger RNA. It is a transcript of the gene rnf146, whose product is annotated as ring finger protein 146. Lineage: Eukaryota; Metazoa; Chordata; Actinopteri; Siluriformes; Siluridae. The record is from RefSeq and is a predicted model, not a curated record. Gene Ontology annotation, biological process: Wnt signaling pathway; ubiquitin-dependent protein catabolic process. Gene Ontology annotation, molecular function: zinc ion binding; poly-ADP-D-ribose binding; ubiquitin protein ligase activity. Gene Ontology annotation, cellular component: nucleus; cytoplasm.